Molecule: messenger RNA, 526 nt
Organism: Zymoseptoria tritici IPO323
Lineage: Eukaryota; Fungi; Ascomycota; Dothideomycetes; Mycosphaerellales; Mycosphaerellaceae
Exons: 1
Source: RefSeq, a predicted model, not a curated record
CAAGGCGGGCAAGAAUCAUCAAGUGGCCAACAUCCAGUCCAGUCUGUCCGGCGUGCAGCACCUUGCCCAACAGCACGGUGUGAACUUCGGUACAGGGACAGGUAGCCACAGCGCGACCAAAGGCGGCGUAUUUGACAUGUUGGCUAGCCGAAGAGAAUUGGGUCCUCUGGAUGCUGAGGGUGCGUACCCGCAGCAGAAACCUGUGGCGCAAUACGAUGCUGGCAACGCGACGUACCCAGCUACGUAUCAGCAGGGCUAUGAGGCUCCUUGGCAGCCACAACAGCAGCAGCCGCCGCCUCAGCAAGGCUAUGGCGGUGAUGACCAGCAGCAAGGCGGAUAUCAGCAGGGUGGCUACCAGCAGGGCAGCGCGGGCGGAUACGGCGGUGGGUAUGAUCAGAACCAGCAGGGUUACGGACAGCAAGGCUACGGACACCAAGGAUACAACCAGUACUAGUCGACCUCGGAGUGACGAAGGGGCAUGGACAGUGACGAGACCAACGACUUGCAGAACCUCAGUUGUCACAGC